Molecule: messenger RNA, 697 nt
Organism: Scutellospora calospora
Lineage: Eukaryota; Fungi; Glomeromycota; Glomeromycetes; Diversisporales; Gigasporaceae
Source: the annotation of a GenBank genome assembly
AUGCCUGAAUCUUUGGUCUGUUGUACUUGUAGUAUUUGCUCAUUAAAUGAUGAUGGUGGUUCCUGGAAACUAAAAAGUGCUAGAGUUCGACAUCAAAAACGUGAUAAACGAAAUGAAUUAAGUCCCAAUAAUGAUUCAGAAUUGCAAGAAAGUAUUCAAGACAGUAUUCAAAAUCAAGAAUUAUAUAGUUGUUACCAAGAGACAUUUGAGCCUGAACUUUAUAAUCUAGAAAACAUUAGUGAAUUUGAGAAAGGGUUAGAAAAUAAUUACAGAUUGGAAAGUGUUGAUCAAUUUGAGAAUGCGUUAGGGAAUCAUAAUAACUUUGAAGGAUUUGAAGAUAUUAAUGUAUUUGAAAAUGAGUCAGAAGGUAAUAUCGAACUUGAGAAUGUAUUAGAAAAUAGAGAUGAGUAUGAGUACGAAAGUAAUAUUACUUUUGAAGGUAGUUUAGAAAUUGAUGAUGAAUUUGAGAAUUGGUCAGAAAGUGAGAGAAGUGAUUCAAGUAUAACUAAUACAACUUUUACUGAUAACGAAGAAAAUGAUCCUUUUAUAUCUUCUGAGCUUGCUACCAUGAUUCGGCUCCUCAAAAUUAAGAUAGACAUGUGUAUUAAUUUAUGUUGUACCUAUAUGGGUGAUUUUAAAAAUCUUACUGAGUGUCCUUACUGCAAACAAGAACGCUAUCAAAAUGGACUUUAUAAAA